CACGGCUUAAAUAAAUUUCAAAUGUGAUUUUUUUGCAUCGAGUUUCCAUAGCUAUUAUCCUUCCUGUCUUUGGUACACGGCUUGACGUCGAUACUUCAAGAUCUUCCGCGAUGGAUGUCAACGAGAUCCAAACCCCAGCUGGGGUUCUGAAAGCCUUGUUCCAUCAUAUUGCGCUACCUGCGAAGCUACCUCAAAGUUCGGCAUCCAAUACAGAGGACGUCGAACGUGCGAUUCUAGAUCGUCUUGUCAUUGCCAUUAAGCUUAUGCAGAAUGUUAUGGAAGGCCCCCUUUGGCAAACCUGGGAUUCAAUCAGGCGAUCACUCCUCUCAUGUAAAACAAUUAAUAUUGGUGGAAAGUUGGAAAGAACCCAACUUGCCUCACGUCUAAGACAGCUUCGGGAUUCUGACCUUGUUAUACUGCACCUGGGCGCUCAAAAUGCAGGACUUCUUGUCUAUAAACCUGUCAACCCUGAAUUCCAUGGCAACAUUCUCUUCGAAGCAUUCGAGGCGUCUCCCCGACGCGAACCCGUUCUAGCAUCUCAAACUCUCUCGUGGACAUUCCCUGGCACUGCCGUGUUGGUACCCUCCUCGGUAUUUUAUAACGAUGCAUUCAUUGAGAGCCUCUCGGGCUUCCUUGAACAGGCUUCAGUGGAACAUACCCAGAAGUUCUCUGAAUACGGUAUAAAAGCGGGACGCGCAGUAGCAGAAGAACGGGGAACUCCAGAUCCAGCCUUGAUCACAUCGCUCCUCACUGCAAUCCUUGAGGCGAACGGAAGACGCAUCUCUCCUACUCUUCUUCGAAAAAGGGUCAGAGACGAUGUUUGCUGGUUCAGUAGCGUGCCUUGGCGAAGACUGCCGUACUGGCUUGUUCUUCGAGUGGGCAUCUCGCGCUACUUAGCCAUGGUACUUGGCGGAGCCCACGGGAGAAUUCAUUUUAAGUUCAUGAUGUGUAUAAUUCACAGCAUGGUACUUAACGACACCAGAGAUACUAUUCCCCUGGAAGACCAAGCCUUUCUCAAGACUAAGCUUUGUCGCCGUCUCUUCAAGCUCGACCGAGACAGCCUUGAGCAACCUCAAGCCGUCCAAGAAUCAUAUUUUUUAUUGAAUAGGGCGCUGACUCCAUGGUUUAAGAGAAUAAUUGGUGCUACAACAACAAGGAUCAAUACGGCUUGGGAACACGAAAAGCUAAAUAUGAUCAGGCCCAUCCUGCCACUACCCCGGAAAGCACCUCGACAGGCGCAGCGCCUGAGUCUAGUCGCAAGUCGUUCGUAUUUGACUAACGCUCGGAAAAGAUUUCAAGAUGCUGUUCCACGUAUGGCGCCUCCAACUCGAACAACGCCGCAACAGCCUAAAGUACACAUUCAAGCUUUUGGAAGCAGACUUUUCGCUCUCUUUAGUAAAGAAGAGCAACUCCAUGUUGUUUCUACUAAUAUAUCUACAUCGUCACUCAGCCUUUCGACCCAAGUUCGACAACUGCAUAAACACAUUCUUGACUAUAUCGAUCAAAUUGGCGGUUGCUACGAAAACAAUGUGGAGCAGAAGAGUAUCAUGCUUCUCACGUUAUUGGAGACAUGGAUGUCACUUGAUAAAGUGGCCUGUUCCAUGUUUCCUCUUUUGAACGACUUUCACCCGGCCUUUACUUCGCGGUUGAUUGAAGUGCUUCGAUUCCCCCUUCUAUCCGACAUGGCUCGGGCAAGAAAGGUGGAGUCAUAUAUACAGGAUCGCAUCUCUCAAUCCAAAACACGGGCUACCUUAUUUGACGACCCGUGCAAGGGGUGCUUCGCAGAGAGGUACUUUAACGAAUCUCCAGGUUCCGCUGCGCUCGGAAAUCUGCUCGCCGAGAUACAAUUAGCCUCCUUAAAAAUGAAAGAGGAGAAAGAAAAGGAAUGGAAGGAGUUAAGUGCUGAAUAUGAGCAACUGACAAGGGAAUACGAGUCUUCAACUUGCAUCUAUGUUCAACCACUAGCUGGUUUACAGUUAGUGCAUGACUUGUCUUCCUGCCGAAAAUGUCAGCUCGAAAAGAGUAGAUCUCGUAUGGUUAUAAAAGCCUUUGAAUCACUAUUACCCGAAAAUCCCGUCAUGGCAAAGGUUGUGAUUUUUGAGCUUAGGUGUCCCGAAGCUCUUGCGCAAUAUCGCGACGCCACUUGGGCGAUCUUGUAUCGCAUCGCAAGACAAACACAGGAGCCAGGAGUCAAGCCAAAGCUAUGUCUACAAGACUAUUCGGGGUUACAGCUCUACGAAAAGGUUCCAGGGCAUAUAACGCUUGCAUCGACAACCAAGUCCUUCCUCAUGACGCAUUACAGAGAACAGAAGAGGUUUCCAGUUGAACUUGAUCAAGUCUGCCUUCCAAACGGCCUUAAAUUCGCAUACUUUGACACGGCCACUGGUUCUUGGCCGGGUAGAAGGGAAAUUCAUCCAACGUUCGAGCACCAUUGCAAAUUGACGUUACCCAAAGGUUCGCCGUUUUCAUCACUUCUGCAAUCACAGAGUUUUAAUUCCUAUGGUAAUGGGCCAACCUCUUAUGAAAUCGCUGCUUCCCAUUCAUCUUGCCCUUCAAGCCUUAGCAUUCACGAACAUAUGGCCUUCCAAUUCCUCUUAUCCGGAAAACGUCGACGGUGGUUGUCCCUCCUAACAGAGCUCGGGUCUUCGAACCUCAAUCUUUCUACGGAAACGACAGUUCUUUUGUUUGACCACCUAGCACACCAGAUUGGCCCUUCAGAAGAGGGUGAAGCAAUUCUGGGAGCUAUACACUAUAUAUUUCGGGAUGCCUCGUUCUGCGAAAAAUUAAUCCAGCAGCUCCAAACGAGGUUAGAAGCCAUUGCUACGAAUUGGCGUGAAACCCAUCUUAUGGAAAUUGUCAUUAUUUUAGCGUUGAGAAUAAUCGCGUUCACGGCACCUUUCAUAGAUACGAAUCACUUGGCGAAAACGGCACAAGAUCUCCUCCUCGAGGCGAGGCAAAUUACCUUCCAAUGGAUCAGGAUGUUACGCAAGGAAAUGUAUUGUGCAAGUAACCUUAGUAAUGCGCAGAAUUGUCAGUCAUAUUUGCUCUGGGCUGCUCUCCUCUGCAAGAGGACGUUUGCUUCUCUCCAAAUGACAGAGACUGGAAGCCUCGACGAGGAUGAACUUUCAACAUUCUUAGAAUGCAGCUCAACUGUCUAUGACAAUAUUCCAGAAGAUAUUUCCUCCCUUGGACAAAUAGUUCAGAACUCCUUCGUUAGAGAUUUACGAAUGAUGUACGAUCUCAAAGAUCAAAUACGCCUGUCUAUCGAGGCACACGGACAAAGUGCUCUUCUUACUACAUUGCAGGUUCUUUGGCCCGCGGCAGAGUCAAAAUACAUAUAUAACGUCACCUUCGAAGCUGACAACUGGAUCCAGGUUGAACUAGUUGGCUACGAUGGAGUUGAAAUGGCUAGUUAUAACUACUUUUUUGGUAUUUUACUAGUAAACGGUCAACCACUUGGUAGACUCCCAACAGACCCGGAGAGCACAAUUAUCCUAGAGGAGUUAUUUGGAAGUCAGACUAGCCUCAUGAAGUUUCCAUCAUCUAGUCCUGGAAUGACACACGUGUUGGCCUUUAAAAAAGAAGGAUACCAUACUCACAUAGGUUAUGAUGGACGAGACACCAUCAUCCGCGCCAUUAAAGGCUCGCAGGUCCUAGAACUCAUCCCAAGAAAAGUAUUUCGAAACGGAACUUCUUUUGACCUUCCCGCACACCUAAUUGAUAAUUGCAUUCAUUGGCUUGACCUUGUCUCCGGCAUCCUCGAAAUCCGACCAAAGUCAAAGAACUUUUGGCGUGAGCACAAACACAAUUGGAAAUUGGAUAUUUCGACUUCCAUAUGCACGAGAUUUACACCCAAGAGAUUUAAAGAAACAUUGGUAGAUCCCUACAGUCCUAUCUUCAUUCGCGUGUCAAAGACAUUCGCAUGGUUUGAGCAUGCAAUGCAUUUGACCAUCUACCAACCUAGCGGCAAGUACGCGCUGAUAGUAGAGAUGCCCCGCAUGCAAUUGAAGUGGUUUGUGAACAGUAACAACUUACUACAAUCCUCGCAUCUACAAGCCGAAAUAGAUCCCUGUCAAUCCAUUGACACAUGGUAUGGAUUCGACAGCAAACUUGUUUGUCGCAGCUUGAAGGACCCUCUGGAGCGCUUCGUUCUCGUCCCUUUAGGAUCUCUGAGGGCAAGAAGAAGGGGCUGCCACGUUCAGGUAUGCGUACAACUACACAAUUUGUCGACGGCCGUGUACCUCCGCUUCAUGAUUAACAAGACACUUGGACGCAUAGAGUCCGCGGCCGAGCCCGCAUUAGUAUACAAAAGGGCAGAGAUACAUGCAUUCACAUCUUUCAUCCUUCCGGAUCCUCUUACUGGUCUAACUGGAGUUGAAAGUGCUCUGGGGAUUUUAACUUCCGGGAUCUCUCAGCCAUGGUCACCUUUGAUAGUUGCCCCUACUAUCUGUAUUCUUCGUUCUAUUUCAAGUCUUUCACCAGUUCGAGAAUAUUACCCCACGGAUCUAAAUGUUAUGAAGAAGGAAACGUGGGAUGAUAUGUUACCUACCAUGAUUCAACGGGAUGAAUUUCGCAUCCUUGUUUCUCAGAUCAUUUCACAGUCUAAUAGGCUUGCGGCUUUCUACCCCCAGAAGACAGAAUAUCUUCAGGGGUCUGAGAUGCCGGAAAUACCUUCAUCUGGUGAUCACGGCUUAAAUUUACGUAGUCUGCAUCGUCGGCGACUUUAUGAGAGGCGUUCCAACUAUGAGUUACCGUUGGAUCGUCCUGAAGAUACUGUUUAUGAGGCCCGACAUAAUCCUCAUGCUACAAGCUUACGGUACUCGAAUGUACUCGAGGCACUCAACAUAAUCCGCGAUAAACCUAUGACGAUGGCUACAGUGGAAAAUCUUCCAUUGGCUCUAUCACAAUCACUUCAUAUAAAGGGUUAUUACCAGAUACUGGAGAAUAUAACACUACAGGAGCGUCUUAAUAUCGAUAUACGCCGCGAAUGGGGCCCAUUAGUUGGCAUGGUUAAAAAGAUGCCCGAUCAGUACAGACUCAUGUUUUUCAUGGGCAUAAUAUCAUUCCGGUCGGAUGCCAAUAUACCACUUAUCAAAACCCUGAUUGCAUUUUCAUAUUGGGACGGGCUGCAGUCAUUGGCUCUGCCGGACCAUGCAGAAUACCGCAGUUUCCGACCGCGCCAAACACCACAGCUUGAAAUCUUGGUCAAGCUCAUCGAGCCCUUUCAAGUACCGCCACCGGAAGAUCCGCCUCUAGUAGAAUUCGCGAGUAGUAAGGAUCAGAGGAAGCUCUGGCAAGCUAAGACUGCCCAUAUUCGGAAAGCAAAAGAGGAUUGCGAAAAACUCGGAAAGAAUCUCAUCUCGAAGUGGCCCUCCCUAGCCCCAAGCGCAGAUAUCGACAACAUAGCUUUAGUGAACAUUCCUGUAGCUUUGGAAGGGCUAAAACCAGAGUGGGAGAGGCUCUACCAUAAUCAUGAAUUCUAUAACCAUCUUCAAGAGGUUCAGAUGAUUCUGCGCCAGAGACAUUCGGACCUGAGAUUUCAAAGGGCAGAAUUCAUACCAUCUGAGAUGACGCACACCAUCCAACUACCGGGCUACGCACUUCCUGAACUGGGAAACGACUUGAUAAAAAUGCCCAUUUCCAAAAUAAGACGUGGCCCUGAAAGUUAUCCAAAUGCUUUUCGAGGGCAUACAAUGCAGCUUGAAGCCCCUUCUUACGGUCCUCGUCAAAACCCUGGAGCUUCGGGCGAACUGGACCAAAUUAUCGAAACAUUUUCCAAAUCAAAGUCUACCAUUCAGCGGAGGUAUGCCAGGGACCUGAAAGAAAGCCUGAAUUCAUUUUAUACUCUUCGCACGCAGACGAUCCCUCCUUCAUAUAACGAAUAUUCACUGUCGUAUUUCCAGGACAGUGUCAAAGCUCACCUCGCGGAGAUCAAAUUAGCUAUAGAGCAACGCAGUGACGCUUACUCAAGUAGGCAAAUUUGGUGGCUCCAGCAGGGACAAUUAUGGCCUGCAGUUACCCCGAUCACCAUUCUAGAACAGCUUCGAACGACCGCUAGGCGCCUGUUUGGAAGCGGAAUGAAGGAAAAACUUCUUGACUUUGCCUUAUCAAUCACACACUUGCAAAGAAAAAUGCGAAUGCAGUCAUAUCAGCGUUCCAAAGAAAACGCUCGUUAUGAAGAAGAGAGAUUGAACCUAGGGCAUCGUAACUGGCGGGUCGAGGAAUAUCCUGACUGGCUGUUGUUGGAGGUUGAGUCCAACCUACUCAUCCGCGAAACUCAAGUCAAGGUUGCGUUAGCAAUAAUCGCGCCGGAAUCACAAGAAAAUAGCGUUCUCCAACUGAACAUGGGGCAGGGCAAGACAUCUUGUAUCAUUCCGAUGGUCGCAGCGCUACUCGCCGAUGGCAAGAAUCUUGUGCGAGUGUCCGUACCUAAAGCACUUUUACAUCAAACAGCGCAACUACUCCACGGGCGACUAGGCGGUCUUGUAGGUAGAGAGAUCAGUCACGUACCAUUUUCUCGAAAAACACCUACCAAAGAGGAUCACAUUAAGCUGUUUCAGAGGUUGCAUCGCGACAUUCAGAGAAAACGUGGGGUGAUGCUGUGCCUCCCAGAACACCAGAUGUCAUUCAUGCUGAGCGGUCUUCAGCGGGUUCUAGAUCAGCGAAUCCCCGAAGCUAGCAUGAUGAUCCGGGUACAAAGGUGGCUACAAUCCUGUGCUCGGGACGUGCUCGACGAAAGUGACCAUACGCUAGCAGUGAAAACGCAAUUGAUAUAUCCCUCCGGCUCACAGAUGUCUGUCGAUGGUCAUCCAUAUCGUUGGCUCGUAAUUGAGCAGAUUUUAGCCCUGACGGACAUGCAUUUAUACGACCUUGCCAUUAGCUUUCCUCACUCGAUCGAAGUUGUGAGACGUUCGCACGUGGGAUUUCCGUUCGUUUUCUUCCUUCGGCCAGAUGUAGAGGAAGAAAUGAUCAAGCGCUUAAAAUUUGAUGUCUGUCGCGGUACCCGAGGUAUCUUACCAAUAGACACCCUCAACGCAGCUGAUCGCCUAGCCAUCAAAGAAUUUCUCUCCGGCGGCAAGGUUCGCCCAUCUAGUCUGGAGCGAAUUAGCCAUUUAUGCCCUGAUCGUCCACAUAUCCGACAAACAGUAUAUUUACUUCGAGGACUCUUCGUGCAUCGUAUCCUCAUAAUGGCACUCAAGAAACGAUACGGGGUCCAAUACGGCCUACAUCCCUUUAGAGAUCCUGUUGCAGUUCCCUUCCAUGCAAAGGGGGUUCCAAGUGAGCAAUCGGAAUUUGGACAUGUAGAUGUUGCCAUACUAUUGACCGCCUUGGCUUUUUACUAUCGCGGUAUUCAUCCAUUACAAGCUCGCCAGGCUCUCGAAGCUGUUUUAAAAUCCGACGAUCCUGCUUCCGAGUAUGAUAAAUGGACCGAAGAUGAGAACUUUCCAGAUUACUUAAGAGAUUGGCACUCUAUCAACGUUGAUGACUCCCAACAGAUGAGUCAAAUUUGGAAUUGCGUUCGAUUCAAGGUGCCUGUAAUCGACUAUUUCAUGAACAAUUUUGUUUUCCCGCCGCAUGCGAAACAGUUUAGAGUGCGCUUGCAAUCAAAUGGCUGGGACAUUCCUCUAUUCUCCAAUGUGCAGUCUGAUAAAUCAGCCAAGAAUACGUCGUUAAGCAAGUCACGAGGCCUUACCACUGGUUUCUCUGGUACAAACGAUAUCAAAUCACUUUUACCCCUGACUAUCAGACAAGAUGAUUUACCCGCAUUAUCGCAUACGAACGCCGAGGUCCUCACGUACCUCUUACAGCAACGUUCGAGGAGAUACGUUGUUAUGGCUGACCAGAAUCAGAAGCGCCUCAGUGAGAUCGCUUUCUUACAGAUGCUUAAAAAAUUCGAUAAUGGUAUCCGUAUUCUGAUCGAUUCCGGAGCUCAAAUCCUUGAGCAAUCCAAUAAGGAACUGGCCGAAAACUGGCUCAAGAUAGAUGGAAGAGCAGCCGCCGCACUUUAUUUCGAUGGGGAUAGUCCAUUCAUCCUUUCAAAGCAAAAUACUAGGACGCCCUUGCUUGCUUCGCCCUACGCAGACAACCUUAAUGAGGUACUUGUAUAUCUAGAUGAGGCCCACACGCGGGGUACAGACCUCAAAUUUGGUCCAAGGGCUAGCGCUGCUCUCACCCUUGGCUUAGGCCAGACAAAAGACCAUACUGUGCAAGCUGCUAUGAGACUCCGACAACUUGGAACAACACAAUCUGUUAUAUUCUUUGCACCCCCGGAAGUCAACCAAAGCAUUCGAGACCUGUGCGGCAAGAAAGAAAGUCAACGGGUAGAUUCAUACGAUGUAAUCCGCUGGCUCAUCAAUAAUACCUGUGAUGGAAUUGAGCAGUUACAGCCCCUGUUCUAUUCACAAGGAACGGACUUUUGCAACAGAAUGCAAGCAGCAGAAGAUUUUCCAAACUUUCUAGUUAAUGACGAGGAUAGGACGGCAUUCAUUGAUGCUAUCAAGCAUAAGGAACGGCAAACCUUGCAGCAACUCUAUGGGAUCCAACCUAGGGUAAAAGGAAAUACGUCCACGAAAUCUAAUGCUAAAAUUGCAAGAUUUGCGAAGGAACUCGAGUUCCAGAAGAAGAAUUUCCAGGACAGUGGCCAAGCUGUCCAUGCUUCGGCCCUACAAGAAGUUGAACAGGAACGCGAGACUGAGAUCGAGGUGGAGACAGUGCGCCAAGUCAAAAAGCCCUUACCUUACACACCCCUCAAAUUCCCUGGACUACACAGGGACCUAGAGACUUUCGCUAGAACAGCCCGGAUUCCUGCCGGUUCGGAUUGUUUUAACCAUAUCAUGAAGGCUCUUUCAAGAACGGCGCUUGGCAGGAAAUACAAGGUAAACCAUGGAGCCAGCUCUUCUCCAUUGUUCGUUUCAAGCGAAUUCGAACGGACAGUGAGAUUGGGUUUUGAAGGAGCAAAUGACAACUUCCUGCGCCCUGUGCAGUGGAUUCUUUAUGCGACUUCCCCAGAAGCAGCCGUCAUCAUCACACCCGAGGAAGCGGAGCAUUUACUCGAAAUCAUCCAGGCAGCGGAAAAGACAAAACGACGGGUUUCAACCCAUCUUAUAACAUAUGCGGCCCCAGUUACUCGGCGUAUGAUGCAUUUCAAUAAACUAAGGUUCUAUUCUAUGCCACCUCUACCUCCGGACUGGCUACCUUCGGAAUGGCUCACUACUGAGCUUGGCUUCUUUGCCGGAAGACUUUACUUCGAAUUCUCCGAAUACGACAGUAUUUGCAGGAUGCUUGGCAUAGAUUUAUCUCAGUCUGGGAUUGAUGAGUUUGACAGCUCAGAAACAGACACUACUGAGCAGUAUUCAACUUCUACCUUGGAAAAGUCCAGCGAAGUAACAUCUCAAAACUCUGAAGAAUCGCAGGAAAUUUCCCAGAUCCCCUCAGACGUAGCACAAUCAAAAUCAAAGAAUUUCGCGCCAACCCUCACAAGCAAGCCUUACACAUUUACACAAGAAUACUUGGCUGCUCGCCGGCGUGGACAGGACUUUACACACACACCCAUGGGAUUCUUGAGUAGCGGGAAGCCAUUAACCCACGAGAGCCCGUUUUUCCGUCGUGCGGAUACUAUCCGACGUAAUCAUAACUUAGUACCUGUGGGGACAGCUCAACCAGACGACGAAGACGGAGAGGGAGCUGAAGACAUGAUGGAUCUAGGAAAUUACGACCCGUCUGCAGAAGUCGAUGAUGAUGAGGAACAGAUAACGAUAGAAUAUGACGAAUCAGAACUACAUCCGGUGGCCGAGGAAGAUGACUCUGGCACCGAGACGCAACCUUCUGGAAGGGGCGGUGGGCAGCGGCCUGCUAUAAGGUCCAAACGAAGCGGAUCUACCGCAAGUUAGGUUGAUUAAACUAAGAUAGGAUUUUCUUUGAAACUUACUGGGCUUGUUUGGUUCGUGUUAAGUUAACGGGUGAAGCCAACGCGGCUUCUUAUAAGCCUGUGUGUAUGUAGGACUAGGUACUUUCGUCUCUUUUAUUUCCCCUCUGAAUUUACGGUGUUAAACUUGGCCGAGUUCUUGCACCUGUAAGCUUCUUAAAUCUUUCCUCUUCACAAUUUAUCUAGCAAACCUCUCCCGUACGACCUGCAAGAGACCCACGUAUAUCUAAACAACCGC
This is a messenger RNA of Daldinia caldariorum, 10163 nucleotides long. RefSeq lists its product as uncharacterized. The transcript is spliced from 12 exons. Lineage: Eukaryota; Fungi; Ascomycota; Sordariomycetes; Xylariales; Hypoxylaceae. The record is from RefSeq and is a predicted model, not a curated record. The coding region runs from base 111 to 9890 and encodes 3259 amino acids.